AUGACUUCCCCAAACGCGACAAUCGCUACCCUUGAUGCCUCCCUCGUCCAUCGUCUCCCUGCGUCCUCGCCGACCCUCUUCGAGGCCAAGAAGCAGAAGAACCUGACCUUCGAAGCCAUCGCCAAGAAGCUCGGUCGCGAGGAGGUCGCCGUUGCGGCGCUCUUCUACGGCCAGGCCAAGGCCAGCGCCGACGACAUCAAGAACCUGUCCGAGCUCCUGGACAUUCCCCAGGACAAGCUUGAGUCGCAGAUGGCUGGCUGGCCGGACCGGGGCCGAACAAUCGAUAUGCCGCCCAAAGAGCCGCUGAUCUACCGCCUCUUCGAGAUUGUGCAAAACUACGGGUACGCCUACAAGGCAGUCCUGAACGAGAAGUUCGGAGAUGGCAUUAUGAGCGCCAUCUCUUUCUCGACCAAGAUUGAGAAGGAGACUGAUGACAAGGGUGACUGGGCUGUCAUAACUCUGAGGGGGAAAUGGUAG
Molecule: messenger RNA, 477 nt
Organism: Coniosporium apollinis CBS 100218
Lineage: Eukaryota; Fungi; Ascomycota; Dothideomycetes
Product: cyanate hydratase
Exons: 2
Coding region: 1-477 (158 amino acids)
Molecular function (GO): cyanate hydratase activity; DNA binding
Source: RefSeq, a predicted model, not a curated record